Didymodactylos carnosus is the source of this 975-nucleotide messenger RNA. Lineage: Eukaryota; Metazoa; Rotifera; Eurotatoria; Philodinida; Philodinidae. The record is from the annotation of a GenBank genome assembly.
AUGGCGUCAAGCAACCCACAACCCACAAAAUGGACAAACACAAACAUUGAACAACAGAGUCACAAACAAGGACAGAAUCUAGAAACAUUUGCUCUCUUAUGGCUUGAUCAGAAUGUGAAUAAAAACAAAGACAAUUUAGAAACACAAACACAAUUGCGACGAUCCAUCAACUGUUUACUGACAUUUGAAAGUGGAAAUGAGUGUGAAGAAUAUAUUCGAGAAAGGAAAGAUGAAAAGAUUGUUCUAAUCGUAUCUGGUCGAUUAGGCAGAGAGAUUGUCCCGAGAGUUCACGAUUUACCCCAGUUAAGCGCCAUUUACGUCUACUGCAUGGACAAAAUAACGAAUGAAAGAUGGGCAAAAUCUUAUAACAAGUUCCAACCUCUUAGACUGGCAGAAACAAAAGUUAGUGAUCUUCAGAACCCAGAAGGUUGUCCAAGGAAGAAAUCGCUCGCUUCGGCACUUCGCGGAGUAAGUGGGCAGUCUGGGACAGGUGGUAUACGUAGUAGUGUACAAUCAUCAUCACGAACAACAGCGUCAACAGAAGCUGCUCAUCGUAAAUUUCUUGUUAAAACAUUAAAUUUAUGGUAUAAAAGAAAUAAACAUUUAUUAGAAGUAGAUGAUCCCAAUAUUGCAAUUGGUAUUAAGAAUGGAUUAGAAUAUUUGAUGAAUAUAUUGAAACAUAAAAAUCAACAACGAACAGAAAUGUUAGGCCAUAAACCACUAGAUUAUACAUUAAAUAAUAUAUACUUGUUCAGUUCACAAGGUCGUGAAACGACAUUUCGUAAUUCAAGAGCAAUGAGCGCUAUGUUUUUAAGUCAAAUUAAACCUGAUGAUAUUUUUUUUCCUAUUCCACAUAAAUAUUCAAAAGAACCAUUUAAUUUGACAAACAAUAAUAAUUUUUCUAAUUUAACGUUAAAUGAUAUUGAGAUAACAAUACGCAAUACAUUUAAAACAGUAAAAACAUUUAUUAAUUAA